Brugia malayi is the source of this 891-nucleotide messenger RNA. It is a transcript of the gene Bma-maoc-1, whose product is annotated as maoC like domain containing protein. NCBI's taxonomy places the organism in Eukaryota, Metazoa, Nematoda, Chromadorea, Rhabditida, Onchocercidae. The transcript is spliced from 8 exons. The coding region runs from base 1 to 891 and encodes 296 amino acids. The record is from RefSeq and is a predicted model, not a curated record. Gene Ontology annotation, cellular component: peroxisome.
AUGGAUUCGGAAAAAGCUCGAAUGCAUGGACCGGUACAAUCGAACUUACUUCGAUACACUUCUCGUGAUACUAUCUUAUAUGCUCUAGCAGUUGGAGCGAGUGUUGAAGAUCAGUUACAAUACUUAUUCGAAAAUCACAAAGAAUUUGCAGCACUGCCUACAUUUAUUAUCGGCCCAGCAUUACAAGCUGCCAUUACCGAAAUCGGAGAAUGGCCAGGCAUAACUUUCGACUUAACAAAAAUACUGCAUGGAGAGCAAUACUUGGAAUUGUUUACUCGAAUACCAACAGAUGGUGAACUACGAUCUGUUAUAAGCAUUCCAGCAGUGCUUGAUAAAGGCAAAGGAGCAGUAAUUCUUAUAGAGGUGACAACUUAUGAUGAACAAACAAAGACUAAAAUUGCAAAGCAACAGAUCAGUUUGUUCCAAGUUGGAUCAGGUGGAUUUGGUGGUUCGAAAACUUCAGAACACGAAAUACCAUGCGAACCGGUACCUCAACGUGAUCCUGAUUAUGUUACUGAACAGGCGACUGAUGUGUCUCAGGCGGCCUUCUACCGUUUAGUUGGUUAUGAUCUAAAUCCACUGCACAUCGACCCAGAGUUUUCUGUUUUAUUAGGUUUCCAGAAACCUAUUUUACAUGGACUUUGUACCCUCGGUUUCUGUACGAGGCAUAUCCUAAAGGCAUUUGCUGGUGGCAGUGACGAAUAUUUCAAAAGUGUCAAGGUUCGUUUUGCGAGUCCCGUGACACCAGGACAAACACUCCGAACAGAGAUGUGGAAAGAAGGACCAAGGAUACAUUUUCAAGCAAUGAUAAAAGAAACAAAGAAGAUAGUGAUAUCAAAUGCUUUCAUCGAUCUGCAUGAGGUGCCAGAAAGUGUGAUUAGCAAGAUAUAG